This is a messenger RNA of Penicillium arizonense, 1611 nucleotides long. RefSeq lists its product as uncharacterized. Lineage: Eukaryota; Fungi; Ascomycota; Eurotiomycetes; Eurotiales; Aspergillaceae. The annotation marks the transcript as partial. The record is from RefSeq and is a predicted model, not a curated record. The transcript is spliced from 6 exons.
AUGGCUGUCGAGUCUUGGGAGAUCGAAGCUAACAAGUGCAAGGAGAUCCUCGCUAACUCGAUCCCAAAGCAAUAUGUGGCUGCAGAAAGUGCCCUUCCAGGCGGAGAAGAGCUCCACGUCGCAGACUUCUGUCGCAAGAGCGGGCUAUUGUCAGAGAAUGAGUUGGCCAUCACUGAAUCGACGGCAACCGAUCUCGUCGCAAAGAUGGGCAAAGGUGCCCUCAGCGCGGAAGAAGUUGUUAUUGCUUUCUUGAAGAGAGCAACUAUUGGACAACAACUUCUAAACUUUGCUACCGAGUUCAUGGCGGAUGAGGCCAUCGCUCGCGCGAAAGAGCUUGAUGCAUACUACAAGAAGACAGGAAAGUUGGUGGGGCCUUUGCACGGUGUUCCAAUUAGUGUUAAGGAGCAUAUUGGGUUGGAGGGGCGCAUCUGCCACACUGGAUACGUUUCAUGGAUUAAGAACAUUGCUCCGGAAGAUGCUCUGCUUGUCCAGCUUCUCAAGAAAGCUGGGGCCGUCUUCCAUGUUCGAACAAACCAGCCUCAGUCCCUCAUGCACCUCGACUGCAACAACAACAUUACUGGAAUGACGGUCAACCCCUAUAACCGAAAGCUCUCUCCCGGUGGCUCAUCUGGAGGAGAGGGUGCUUCCAUGGGAUUCAAGUGUGCGCCUCUGGGAAUUGGUACUGAUAUCGGUGGCUCAAUCCGUGUUCCAGCUGCAUUCAACGGAGCAUAUGGUUUCCGCCCUACUGCGUUGAGAAAUCCAUACGAUGGAAUCAUCCUUGCGGGUGAGGGCCAAGAAUCUAUCCGCUGCGUUGUUGGCCCUCUAGCAAGUUCAAGUGUGGAGGACCUGGAUCUUUUCAUGUCAGCAGUCAUUGACCAAGAGCCGUGGGAUAUCGAGACAAGCCUGGUGGCAAUGCCAUGGAAACGUGUGCAAGGAACCAAGGACUUUACAGUCGCAAUCAUGUGGGACGAUGGAAUUGUACACCCUCACCCUCCCAUUACCCGUGGGUUACGAUAUGCCAAAGAAAAGAUGCAAGCCACCGGCAUCAAGAUCGUGGACUGGGAGCCGAUGGAUCACGCCCUCGGCUGGGACAUCGUCUCAACGCUUUACUUUCCCGACGGUGCUGCCUGCCAACGCAAGAUCGUCGCCGACUCCGGCGAGCCCCUGCACCCCCUCACCGAGUGGGCCUUUAAUUACUCACGCCCAGAGGCCCUGACGAUCCAUCAAAACUGGGAGUACAACGUGAAGCGCGAGAAAUACCGUGCCGACUACCAUGCUCUGAUGAAAGCGCGUGGGGUCGAUUUCAUCCUCAGUCCCACGUACGUGGGCGUCGCUCCUGAGCUCGGUACCUCCCAGUAUUGGAACUACACCGCCAUCUGGAACAUCCUGGAUCAACCCACUGCCGUCUUUCCAACAGGACUAUUCCAGGACCCUAAGAUUGAUAAGGCAGAAUCCAGCUAUCUUCCUAGAAAUGCGGUCGAUGAGAGAGAGUUUGUCAAGUAUGUGCCGGAGAAGUUUGAGGGUGCGCCGAUCUGUCUGCAGUUUACAGGAAAGCAUUUUAAGGAUGAGGAGACAUUGGCUGCUGCAAAGAUUGUGUCGGAUAUCAUCCAG